Messenger RNA from Aedes aegypti (yellow fever mosquito), 3873 nucleotides. RefSeq names its product fatty-acid amide hydrolase 2. The record is from RefSeq and is a predicted model, not a curated record. The coding region runs from base 698 to 2326 and encodes 542 amino acids. The transcript is spliced from 7 exons. NCBI's taxonomy places the organism in Eukaryota, Metazoa, Arthropoda, Insecta, Diptera, Culicidae.
AUCAACAGAAAGAAGAAGCAGUUGCCGAGUGUAGACAGAGUAGCGGACCGUCUGACUGGCGCGGUCCUCAUCUCAACCGCACAUCUAACUGUAUCAGUAGUAGCGUAGUGCGGAUGAUUUUGGGCCAGAGAGCGAACUAUGAAUGGGAUAGUGUUGAGCAACAGCAUCACAGUGUUCGAACAGCGUGUCUAUAACAGUUCAAAAACGCUUGAGUUUUAUCAUUGAUGGAUGUAUUGCGGUUAUAGAAAGGAAAACAGUUUGGGCAGCACAGGUAAUCCAUUAGUUAACAGGAAACGAGGCAAAUGAAAAACAAAAAUGGGACAUUCUUUAAACAGAUGACAGCGUUUAGAAAAACUCAAAAUAGUCGAAAAUAGUGACCCAAGUAGAAAUGCCUUCGUUUAUGAGACUUUAUAGUGACUAACAUCAAUAAAAUGACUCGCUACCACCCCUGGUUACAUGAGAGAGAGCCGCUGCUUUGGAAAGACUCGCUGCUUUGAAGCAGUCAAUCGCGAAGUGAAAUCGAAGACAGCAGCAAGUUGUCGCUUUAGGAACAAUCCAGUUCCUUUCGCGAUAGAUAUCUCCUAGCUGUUGCUGGAGUGUAACAGUGCAGUGUCGUCGUCGCGGGUCAUAUAGAUAGUCAAAGUGCACAUAUAGUUCUGACACUUAGAAUAGGCAUAACGACUCACCUAGGGGCAGAAUGUCUACUAACAGCAAUAGACGGGGGACUCGAAAUAAACGGAACAAGCCGAACCAAAUAAUUAAGGACAUAGCAUAUAGCGUAGUGUUCAACAUUUUUGUGAUAAUACAUCUGAUAAUCGAUCAUCUGGUCGAGCUGGUCCUCAAAUGGUACUGGGGACCGAGUCGUGCAAGAUGCCCACCCUUGCAAAGGAAGAACAUCAUUGUGACCUACAGUGUGCAAGAGCUGGCCAAAUUGAUCCGAACCAAGGAAGUGACCUGCCUGGAAGUGGUUAGUGCCUACAUCGACCGCCUGAAUGAAGUUAAUCCGGUUGUGAACGCCGUCAUUGACGGGCCCUUCAUUGAGGCUUUGGAAGAAGCCAAAGCGAUCGACGAUCGCAUCCAGCGUGGGCUCAUCUCGGAAAAUGAAUUCAAUGAGAAGCCCUUCUUGGGAGUGCCUUUCACGACCAAGGAUAGCACAGCCGUAAAGGAUAAGCUGCACACGCUGGGCAUCACCGCUCGGAGGCACGUAAAAGCCAAGGAAGAUGCGGAAUGCGUCAAGCUGAUGAAGGAAGCAGGGGCUAUCAUUAUCGCCACCACCAGCAUUCCGGAAAUCAAUCGAUGGCAAGAAACGAGAAAUAAUCUGAUCGGCCAGACCAACAACCCGUACGAUAGUCGGCGCACGGUCGGUGGCUCCAGCGGAGGAGAAGGAGCCCUGAUUGCAGCUUGUGGCAGCGCCUUCGGACUAGGAACCGACAUUGGAGGCUCUAUCCGUAUGCCAGCGUUCUAUUGUGGAGUUUAUGGUCACAAACCCACGUCAAAUAUUAUCAAUACUCGCGGUUGCUCUCUUCGUACCGGUCGGGAAGCAUCCACCAUGGUCGUGGCCGGGCCGAUGACACGUUACGCUUCUGACCUACGACCCAUCAUGAAGACUCUUGUUGGCCCAAAGACUUCACAAGCGCUCAAACUGGACGAAAAGACUGAUCUGAAGAAAUUGCGCUACUUCUACAUUCCCAGUUCGGGAGACAUCAAGUGCAGUUCGGUGCAUCCGCAGUUGCAGCGCGUCAUGAAUCGUGUAGUUGAGCACUUUCAAGACAUUGCUCCCGGUGGGGUAGAGAAGGUGACCCUGAGUGGCACCGAGAAAACCACCAACAUGUGGCGUUACUGGAUGACCCAAGAACCGGCCAAUUUUGGUAACCUGCUCGGGAACGGAAAGCAACUAUCGCCGCUGGUUGAGUUGGCGAAGAAACUCGUUGGCAACAGCGAUUACACGUUAGCUGCUAUCUACUCACUGAUCGACAGCAUUUUGCCACAGGAAAAUGCAGACAAGAUUAAGGAAAUCACCCGACAAUGCGACCAGGAGCUGACGGAACUGCUCGGUGAUGAUGGGGUAUUGUUCUACCACAGUACGACCCAUGCCGCUCCGUACCAUUAUACUGCGUUCGUUAACAUUUACAACUUUAGCUACUGGUGUCUGUUCAACGUUCUGCACGUCCCAGCCACUCAGAUCCCACUGGGAUUGGAUCCCGAUGGUUUGCCGCUGGGAAUUCAGGUUGUCGCCAGCCGCAACCGGGAUCGACACUGUUUGGCGGUGGCCGAAGAGAUUGAACGCAAGUUCAACGGUCACAUCCCACCGUUUAUCGUUGACUAAGACUGGACGGGAGAUUAUUCCGAUUUGUUUUCUAGAUUAAUUAUUGUUUUGUGAGUUCGUGAACUUUCAGUAAUCGUAAGGUGCUCUUCGGGUGAUCAGGAUUAAUUUUACUGUAGGGUAAUCUAUGUCGAGGCAAACUCUAGCGAAAUUAGUUAAUUUUCAUAUUUCAUUAUUGAAAAACGAAAUAAAUCAAAUUGAGUUUCUAUGCCCAACUUUUAGACUUGAGAUGAUUAAAGAAAUACAAUAGUCGAUAUCCUGUGCGGCAUGUAAGGCGAGACGUGUCGGUGAGGUGUCGACUCGCUCCCAUUUGAUUAACAUUAGUUGCCUCACAUCAUCCGAGGUGAGAUCCACUCGUCUCGACUCACACGCCGCGCAGAUUAAGCACACAAAUAUCAUAGGUUGACGCCUACCAAAACAGUACUGAAAAAAGCUACUUUUCAGCACCGAAAAGAGUUCUGAAAAAUAGCACUUUUCAGCACUGUUUCUUUCAGUAGGAAAAGUAAGCCGUUAUGUCGAUCAACUUCUCAAUGAAAAGUUGACUGAUUUGCAACGGAAUUGCUAAAAAUAAUAUUGAGUUACUUCGCCUAAGUGGACAGCUUAAGAAGAUUAGCAAUAAAUACAAAAUUGAAUAUCAAAUUAAGCUAGUCUCUAGCAAAACCUGUAGGAUUUUCUUUUAAGUUCUGCACGGAAACAGUUCACGUAACAUGGAAAUAAAUAUUAAUCCUACAAUAGAGAAAAUUACUUACAUGCGCUUAUGCUAAACUCUUUUAUCGCGACAACGAAACAGGUAAGCCAAACGAAAAGGAGAUCCAUGAAGCAGUCCAAUGGCGAUGAUUAUGCUUCUAACCGUUGACUCCACACUAUGCCAUGGUGUUGUAGAGAGAAGCGGAAUGUCUUCAGUUCUGCACGCACUUCAAACGUUACUUUCGAACAUAUCAACGAGCCGUUUGAUCUCUCGUCUGGAAUGGUUUCAUUGAAAGUUAGAUCAACAAUUGGGAAUUUCUAUAACCAGCUUCUACUCACAUUCGCGUUGCCAGGGCUUCCGCCGGUUUAAUCGCUUUCGAAAUCUCCUCCGCUUUGGCCAUGAUUGUGUACAUACACUUGAUGUUACCAUCCAUGCAGUCCGUAAGCUUUGUGACGGCGUUUUUGUAGAUCUCCACAUUGUCCGCCGUAAUGGAGGAAAUCGAAUGCAACACCGAGCAGAGGUUUUCCGUCAGAUUAUCAACUGAGGCGGCCAGAGCCUGGGCUUCCCGUUCAAUCUCAUUCAGCACGUUCGGAUCGAUUUGGUGCAUAUGGGGUGGCAACUGGAACGGCUUCGGCAUUAGGCCAUAACCACUGGGUCCGCUAGCCCCGAUUCCACCCGUUGCGGCCGAAGGAGUGCUCUGUCGAGAGCCGGACAGAUUGCUGGAGUCUUUUCGGGUUACCGUCACCGGGCUUGCCAGUUUAAUUUUGUACUCCAGGUUUUCCGCCACAAAGUGUGUCAUGUUUCCGUCCACUCGUACUGUCCCUUCCAAAUUGUACGGAAACGAAGCAUCUGUAAAAGCAAU